Messenger RNA from Salvelinus sp. IW2-2015, 920 nucleotides. RefSeq names its product mitochondrial genome maintenance exonuclease 1. NCBI's taxonomy places the organism in Eukaryota, Metazoa, Chordata, Actinopteri, Salmoniformes, Salmonidae. The record is from RefSeq and is a predicted model, not a curated record.
GUGUGACUGCAUCUAGGUUAUUACGCAAGGUUAAAUUGAGUUCCUCAGUUAGGUGGUUAACUGAUUUUUGUCUUCUGAMGUCCUUGGGUAUAUCUCCUACAACUUUCACUGUGUACUAUUGUAUGUGGCUAGCUAAGUUAUCUAACUAACUAGAAUGCAUUUCCAUCAGCUGUUUAGAUGUGCCCAUCGUGUGUGGGAGCCAGCUAGGGUUGUGACUGGACUCUUCUCCCAUUGUACCCCGACUUCCGUGAAUACUUUCUCCACUUCCAAUGUAUCUCCAGCUCGUAAGAAAAGCAGUCCAUACAGUUCCAUGGACAGCAGACGCUACUCUACACUUGUCAAGUCAGUUGUGUCCCACUCUUGGAUGUGUGAUCAUAUCCUUCAGCAGACACUGUCCCCGGAACAAAAGUUUUACCUGGAGAGGUGUAGGAGGAAGAUGAUCACUCAACUGGUAGAGGACGGCUUUAAGGAAUACAAUAUGAGUAAGUAGGUGUAAGCAGAACCCUCUGAUUGUAAAAGUAUAUUUAAUUCUCUAAAAUAUGAAUUUGACAUAUAUGAGGACAUGAUACACACAAACAAACAUGUCAGAUCUAUUCAGGCAAGGGAAGCUUUUCUACGUGACCGURGGGAGUGUUUGCCCAUUGACAACAGAGGAGGCCCCAGGGGAAGACACAGCAGAUCCUGGGAAGGCACCAGAGGUUCCAGCAGAGGUAGAGGGGUACAUGGAGAGUAUACACCAUGUGYUGUAGGACGUUAGGGGAGUGAGAGCCAUCGAGAGCCGUGUGCAGCAUGACAAACUAGGCUAUCUUUGAUUUGUUAGGCCGUCAUUGUAAAUAAGAAUUUGUUCUUAACUGACUUGCCUAAUUAAAUAAAGGUUUAAUUAAAAAAUUCUUUCUGUAAGGUGAUGCAAGAAAAAUGUG